Esox lucius (northern pike) is the source of this 3584-nucleotide messenger RNA. RefSeq lists its product as uncharacterized. The record is from RefSeq and is a predicted model, not a curated record. The coding region runs from base 629 to 1729 and encodes 366 amino acids. NCBI's taxonomy places the organism in Eukaryota, Metazoa, Chordata, Actinopteri, Esociformes, Esocidae. The transcript is spliced from 5 exons. Gene Ontology annotation, molecular function: protein binding.
UUCAUCUCAGCAAAUGUAUUUCAUCAGUAGGUUUUAUAUUACACAUAUUGAAAUACUAUGGCUGGACCAAGGCUACAACUACAAUGAACACAUUAUUGAAAGCCAUGUCAUUUUUGUAUAAAUGGCAUGCAACAUGACGAUAAUUUUUCGUAAAAAUAAAUGUCAACGUGAAUGGCAAUAUUUCAUGUCGAUAGUCUAUCCAGUACAACAGUGACACAUUGAAAAAAACGUAUGUAAAUGCUUACAUGAACAAUCAUUUCUCGUUUGGCAUUUCAUUUCAAAUGUCAAAACUAAAACAAAAUCGCAGUGAUGCACUUCGAUCGAUAUCGCUGCUGCGUUUCUAACUUCUCCUAGGGACUGUGAGGCUGGAUCAAGAAAUCGCAGUCAGCCAAAUACGGUGGGCGUGAUUUCGGUAACGUGAGAGACGCAGCGGAGAGGUUUAGUAGACUGGCAAGUUGCCAACAACAUAAGGAUUUGUUGUCGGUGACCCUACAGUUCAAUGGAUUGCGCUCCUAGCAUUUAAAAUCGCCAUUAUAUGUAGAGAGCUAUAUAUAUAGCUAGGUGGCUAUGAAGAGGCACAACUUGGAAUCAUGCUAGCCCAUUAGUUAGCCUGAUAACGUCACAAGGAAUGAAUGAGCUGUUCUCCCUUAUCGGCUCCACGUCGGAGAAGGGCCAGAGUGUCUUACCAGAUUCUGCCCAGAACCAGAGUGCAAGACUCGGGGCCAAAGACCCCUCUCUACCCAUCAAUGAGCUCCUGGAUAAGAGCAGCAAAGCUGGGGACAUCAAGUACGCCGUCCACCCCAUUCCCUCUGGGGUUUGGCCCAAGCAUAGUGACCCUCGCCCCGCUCCCCACAACAAGAGUAAGAAGCUCCCGAAAAACGACCGCCUGACCGAGCACAACAGCGAGAAGAACCGAGGCGAGGCAAGUCUUCCGCUUCCCAAAACGCCGGUAACCACUACCACCACCACCAACCGCACUCAGAAAUUCAACGUGGACCCCCACGUUAACUCCAACAACCCCCCUCAAAGUGACCAGGACAGUCACCCAAAUUCCAGACCCAGGGGCCAGCCCCACCCUCAGCCGGCCCCCUCCCCUCGCAAGGACCCCGCAACCAGGAAGCUGGACCCGGAGGAGAAUCGCCCGGGGGGGAAAUCCAGUCUGUACCAGUCAGGUAGCGCCAACCGGAACAACAGCCUUCCCUCGGUGCUCUUUAACCGCCGCUCCUCCAGUCUAUUCUACCACUUUGAUAUCCUGAAACGAGAGUCCGACUUCACACACGACGCCGUCUGCAUGAGCGAGUGCAGAAAAGAGAAGGAGGAGAGGGAGUACUACUGCUACAGUGAAUUCGCCGUCAACGGGAUAGUUCACGACAUAGAGGUGGUCCGUAAAGGGAUUCGGCUCAUCACGCUGAUGGUGAGCAGUGACGGCUUCUACAAAAUGAGCCGCCUGUACGUCACAGCGGACAGCUUCUUCUUCAAAGUGCGCCUGCUGGUCCUGGACACCUACAGAUGCAGCAAGCCAUGUCCUGAACUCAAACUAGGGAGUCGGUACAUUGUGAUGGGUCAGAUCUACCACCGGAGACGCCACCUCCCCAAUGACCUCCUGGCUUUGCUGGGGGGUAAACUGAAGCCGGGGGACGGUCUCCUGAGGAGCAACAACUACGUCAAACGCUUCAACAAGAGAAGGCACCAGAAAGCCCAGGAGGCCACCCGCUCCAAGUGUAGGUGAAUGUAGAACCGAUGUUGGGAGGGAGAGACACCGCAGCCAUCAACCCCUAAGGCAUUACAGCAGGCGUAGAAGAACCAGGCAAAAAACAACAACAACCUUUUGUUUUCUUUCCCGCGUGGACCUUAUUUGUAUCAUAAUCUAGCGGUGAUGAUUUUGCUUUUUUGUACUUCCCUUGUCGCUUUGGGUCCUCUUUGAUAGAAGACCUGUGGAGUCUGUCUCGAUGGAUCUUGUUUUUAAAUGUCAACUUGAACUGUUACCCCACCGCCCCCUCAAUAUUCUGACGCUCUGUAUUGGUAUUCAAGAGCAUAGCUUUGGAUAGAGCGCACACUUUCCUCAGAUAGAUGUGCUCUCUAAUAAGUCAUAAGUCUUUAGUCUAACAUAGAGCACUUAAAGUUGCAAUUUAUUCAUGUCUGGCACAUGAAAUAUUUAGCCAGUCAUCUCCUUCUUCCAAGUCACGUACAACUGAAGUUAGCAGAAUAAUUCACAUAUAGGUCAUUUUCAUUGGCUCAUCCUAUUGUUAUUUCUCAUCAGAACGUUUUGGUUAUCCUGUGGCCAGUGUUUCAAAAACUCACGGAGCAUGUGAAUGAAACCCAUUUUUGCCCUGAUAGGGUUAGACUGCCAACUCCAGUCCCACUCUUUACACGCACACACCUGGCUGAUCCGAAGUCAUCCCAGUCAUUUAUCGGAAAGACUAUAUUCUGGUUACACACUGGUGUUCCUCUUGAGAACGUGGUAGGAAACCCUAUAGGACGUUCUAUUGACCCACUACCAUUAUCAGCAAACUCCUAUUCAUGCCUGUAAGAAAAGCUGACGCAUAUUCAUACUGUUGUUUUGUGCCUGUCAUCUGAAUGCAAGAACUGCACUAUUAUGUGGAACAAGAAGAGGAUGGAAUGAAACCUCAAAGGGCGAAGGUGAGAAGACAGAAAAGAGACUGAAAGAAACCUUUGCUCGUUGUGAGAGGGGAUUAUUGUUGAAGUUUAAUGUGUGUUUGUUGAAAUAUUUGAUGGAGAAAAGUGACUUCAAAAGGGAAACCUGGUGGUAUUUGGGAAUGUUAUUGGAGGGCCAAGCCAUGUAUCUAAUCACAGGAAUCUGAUCCUCUGUGCACCUGGACACUCGGAUUGGGAAAAAUGCAGCUCUCCUCUCUGGCUAUCUUGAAAUGGCGGUGUAACAACUAAUGUCACAUCUGGCCCUUGUUUGGUAAAAAAAUAACUACACACACAUGUUGUCCUUAUUUAAGGACACAUAUUUUGAUUACAAAAAAUAUCCCCUAACUCUAAUCCUAACCUCAACCAAUAAUUUUGAUGCCUAAAUCUAACCUUAAUCUGAACUCUGAACCAAACCAGUGGACUUACAAAAGCAUUUUGAAAGUCUGGACUAGCAAAAAGACCUGACUUUAUACCAUGGUUCAUGUGUUCAUGGAAUGUUGUUCCUGAAAUGGUCAUGAAGCCGACCUCCACGCCCUGAUAAGUAAAGCUAAAAUCACAAAUUGUACAUGAAAUUGGGAGGGAAUAAAAGGUAAAAAAUUAAUAAAUAGCAAAGUACAUACAAGUUCAACUACUUACCGCCCUUAAUCCCAAAUUUCAAACCUAACUCCUAAAACCCAACCCCCGACACUAAUUAUAACAUUUACAUUAACAACUCAGCCAAAAAUAGCAUUUUUCCUCAGUAGGACAGGCCGAAGUGUCCCAACAAGGUCAGUUUUCUAUGUUUUAAAAUCCUUGUGGGGAAUAUCUAUCUCUAUGAGUGUAGUAAAACCUGUAUGCUCACACAAAGACAGAAAAGCCAGAAGGUUUGCACUGGGUACGCAUAUGUUGUAUCAUACCACAUGGAGCUAAUAAAAAUGUCAUUGUUUUUU